GGCUCACUUCCUGGGGUUUCGGUUCAAGCUCCAACUCUCGCGAUACUUCUCUGUUUCCAGGCAGAGAGUACUUUCCAACAUGGCAGCGUCGAGCAGCGCAGAGCAAACGCAGUUGCACGAUAUGGAGGAGGAAGAAGAAGGGAUGGAGGAGAGAGAGAUGGAAUCAGACGAGGAAAACCGCAUGCGAGGAGAAAAUUCAGACGAGGAAGAGGACGAUUCUUCGGAUGACGAGAAAGAAAAUGAAGCCGAGAUCCAACGCUUGGAGGAGCAGUUGUCUAUCAACGCUUUCGACUACAACUGCCACGUGGAUCUCAUCAAGCUACUGAAGCAGGAGGGGGAACUUCUCCGUCUGCGAAAAGCAAGGCAGAAGAUGAGUGAGCUCUUCCCACUCACUGAAGAGAUUUGGCUGGAGUGGCUCAAGGAUGAGAUCCGUCUGACUGAGGAAGAGCCAAACCGGGAGAAAGUAUAUGAACUCUUUGAGAAAGCCGUGACAGACUAUAUCUGUCCAGAUAUCUGGCUCGAAUUUGCUCAGUAUUCAAUUGGUGGCAUGGGCUUGCCAGGUGGGAUGGAGAAGGUGAGAUCCAUCUUUGAGAGAGCUGUGAUGGCGGUGGGGCUUCACAUGACGAAGGGACAGGCGGUGUGGGAGGCGUACCGAGAGUUUGAGAACGUCAUCCUGUCCACAGUACAGCCUCCCCCUGGCAGGGUUCCCAGCUGCGAGGAGCAAGGUUGUCUGAAUGUUCAGCUCGAGCGAAUCCACACACUGUUUCGCCGCCAGCUGGCCGUCCCUUUAAUGGACAUGGAAGCCACCUUUGCCGAGUACGAGGAGUGGUCUGAACAGGAGGUGGCUGAGACGGUCAUGAUUCAGUACAGAAAGGCUUUGCAGCAGUUGGCCAAGUGCAAACCUUUGGAAGAAGCACUGAUAUUAGCAGAACCUCCUAAGAUGGCAGAGUAUCAGGCCUUCAUCGACUUUGAACUAAAGGAGGGCGACCCGGCACGGAUCCAGAUCAUCUAUGAGCGGGGCCUGGCUGAGAACUGCCUGGUACCGGACAUGUGGACCAAAUACACAACCUAUCUGGACCGUCAGCUGAAGUUUAAAGACCUGGUUCUCUCCUCACAUGAGCGAGCGGUGAGGAACUGCCCGUGGACGAUGGGUCUGUGGAAGAGCUACCUCCUGGCUCUGGAGCGGUAUGACGCUGACCACGCCACCGUCUCAGAUGUUUUUGAAAAGGCGCUGAUUGCAGGUUUUAUUCAAGCGACGGAUUAUGUGGAAAUUUGGCAGGCAUUCCUCGACUACCUGAGGAGACGUGUUGAUUUCAGCAAAGAAUCAAGUAAAGAGUUGGAGGAGCUGCGAGGAUCUUUCGCCCGGUCUCUGGAAUACAUGAAACAAGAUGUUGAAGAAAGAUUUGGUGAAAGUGGAGAUGCUUCUUGUAUCAUAAUGCAGAUCUGGGCAAGGAUAGAGGCCCUCCACUGCAAAAACAUCCAAAAGGCCAGAGAGCUGUGGGACAGCAUCUUGACAAAAGGGAAUGCAAAAUAUGCCAACAUGUGGCUGGAGUACUAUAACCUUGAAAGGUCUUAUGGAGACAACGCUCACUGUCGGAAGGCUCUCCACAGAGCAGUUCAAUGCACCUCAGAUUACCCUGAGCACGUCUGUGAAGUCCUGCUCACAUUCGAGAGGGUGGAAGGUUCUCUGGAGGACUGGGACGUGGCGGUGCUGAAGACCGAGACCCGGCUGAACCGAGUCAAUGAGCAACGAGCGAAGGCUGCUGUGAAAGAAGCUAACCACGCCCGCCAAGAGGAGGACCGAGGGGAUCAGCGGCAGAAGAACAAAGCAGACAAGAAGGGUCAGAAGAAGGGUCAGAAGGGACCAGGAGCUGUGUUGAAGAGGAAAGCAACGCAGGAUGAUCACCAUAACGAUUGGAACAAUGACUCGGCUCCUAAAAGACGUAGAGGAACUAGGGACGGCGCCACAGAGGAGAACAUGGAGACUGAGGCGGGGAGGAACCCCCCACCUGGCUAUAAGCCCGGCAACAAAAGAGCCCAGCAGGGGUCCGCCGCCCAGAGUCAGAACGAUGAGAAGCCAGAGCUGCGUAACGAUGACUGCAGUGUCUUCAUCAGCAACCUGGCGUACACCCUGGAGGAGCCAGAAGCCAAGCUCCGGGCGCAGUUUGAGAGCUGCGGUCCCGUCGCACAGGUUCGCCCCGUUUUCGCGACCAAAGGCACCUUCAAAGGCUACGGCUAUGUGCAGUUUGAAUCCACAGUGUCUGUCGCUGAAGCCCUGAAGCUGGACCGACGGGAAGUGGAGGGCAGGCCCAUGUUUGUGUCUCCCUGUGUGGACAAAAAAGAGAAUCCCGACUUUAAGAUCUUUAAAUACAACACGACCAUGGAGAGGCAAAAACUCUUCAUCUCCGGGCUGCCGUUCUCGUGCACUAAAGAGCAACUGGAGGAAAUCUGCAAAAGUCACGGCACCGUCAAAGACCUUCGCCUGGUCACGUAUCGCUCUGGAAAACCCAAGGGUCUGGCGUAUGUUGAGUUUGCCGACGUCACCCAGGCGUCUCAGGCAGUUCUGAAAAUGGACGGCAUGGACAUCGGGGAAAACAAAAUCUGUGUUGCGAUAAGUAACCCCCCGCGGAGAAAUAUGAUGGAUAAACCUGGUUUCGACAGAACGGACUUAAUGCCUCGGCAGGUCUUUGGAGGGAGAGGCAGAGGGCGCACGCAGCUGUCGUUGAUCCCUCGAUCCCUGCACCGGCAGAGUGAGCCUGUGAGCAAAGUAAAGAACGGAACCGUGGACGCGGCGGGAGAUAGCAGCGCAGCCGGAGAGACGAAACCUUUGUCAAACUCAGACUUUGCCAGGAUGCUUCUCAGCAAGUGAGAGGAGGAGGAGGAGGAGAGAAAUAUGACUGCCUUCGGACCGAAAGCCAUCUUGUGUCCUUACAAAUACGUCUUGGAGAGUUUUCUGUAUUUGGUUAGCUGGCUUCCCUUUAACCUCAGUCCUGUCAGGUGGCCAACCUCUGCCCUCCAUCGGAAAGACUUCACCAGUGGGACACAUUGUUUUCAUUUUGCUUGUUUGAAGGUAGAUGGCUGGGUAUUUUAUAAAAAGAAAGUGUAUGAUAUUUGUGUGUAAAUAUAUUGUAUCUAAAAUGGUACGCCUCGUGUUGCAAAGUGUCUUCUUUUGUUGUGAAUUGUGAAACAGAACUAAGAGAAGCAAACAGCGGAGUAUCUUUUUUAAAUAGUCAUAACAGAUAAACUAGUUGAUGUUGUUUUUAAAAAAAAGUGAGAUGCAAAAUGUCAGCUGUGGUGUGUGUACAGAAGAUGAAUGUACUA
This is a messenger RNA of Gymnodraco acuticeps, 3321 nucleotides long. It is a transcript of the gene sart3, whose product is annotated as spliceosome associated factor 3, U4/U6 recycling protein. Gene Ontology annotation, biological process: RNA processing. Lineage: Eukaryota; Metazoa; Chordata; Actinopteri; Perciformes; Bathydraconidae. Gene Ontology annotation, molecular function: protein binding; RNA binding. The record is from RefSeq and is a predicted model, not a curated record. The coding region runs from base 80 to 2869 and encodes 929 amino acids. The transcript has 19 exons.